AUGCAUUUCUUAUUUUCUUAUUCCCCUUCCAUUGGAGCAAAUUUUUCUAACAUUCAAGUUUUCUUUCUCACACUUUCUGUGUCGCUCUCUCUCUCUCUCUCUCUAACAUCCCCAAACACUCACACUCACCCAUUCUAUAUUUCCCACUCACUCGUCACAUUCUCUUUUGUAUCUUCGCCUAUCUAUAGCUGCUCUUAUUUCUUACACUUUCUUUUUCUGUCUUUCAAUUACUCACUGAUUCGUUCGCUCUUCUCUCCCCUUUGUCUUUUUCUAACUUUUCGUUUUUUAUGCUUUACAUAUCCUGUCUCUCUCCCCCUACCCUACUCGCACUUCACCUCUUUUGUGUCUCUCCUUCUUGACAUUUUUAUAACACACACGUUUUCUUUAUCACACAAUUUUCUUGCUCACUCUCUCUCUCUCUCUCUCUCGUUUUCCUUUCUCACACUCUAUGGGUCACUCUCCCUCUUCAUAUUUGUUCAACUCAGUCGAAGUUCUUAUUUAUUACACUUUCUCUAUUUGACUUUCACUCACUCAUUCGCUCGCACAUUACAUUCUCUUUUACCUCUCUCUCUCUUCUUCACGUUUUUCUUACACUCAGGUUUUCUUUCUCACACUUUCUGUAUCUCUCUCUUUCUCUCUCUCACACACGUUCUAUCUUUCUCUCUCACUCUUCACAUUUCACUUUUGCAUCUCUCUCUUCUUCAUGUUUUUCUAACCCUCCCCUCUCUCUCUCUAUCGUUCGCUGCUUUUCUUACACUUUCUGUUUGCCUGUCUAUCUCCUUCUAUCUCUCUCUUUAA
Molecule: messenger RNA, 798 nt
Organism: Acanthosepion pharaonis
Lineage: Eukaryota; Metazoa; Mollusca; Cephalopoda; Sepiida; Sepiidae
Source: the annotation of a GenBank genome assembly